This is a messenger RNA of Mustela lutreola (European mink), 1027 nucleotides long. It is a transcript of the gene RMP24, whose product is annotated as chromosome 11 C18orf21 homolog. NCBI's taxonomy places the organism in Eukaryota, Metazoa, Chordata, Mammalia, Carnivora, Mustelidae. The record is from RefSeq and is a predicted model, not a curated record. The transcript has 5 exons. Bases 331 to 981 code for a protein of 216 amino acids.
AAGGGUACCACAGAAGACGCUAUCACGAGCGAGAAAGACAGGCGCGCCGAAAGCUCCGCGCAGGCGGCCCCAACCCGACAAGGUUACACGGCUCCGCGCAGGCGCACGUUUGCGCCGGAUCCGCAGGGGAACACCCGGACCACACAGAGCCUAGGGCGGAGCCUAGAGGCAGGGCCAAAGGCGGGGUGGAACGCGAGGGAAACCGGAACUCCUCAGCAGUGGGCGCGGGUUUCUGGCCGGAGCUUGGAUUCCGGGGUCAAAGUCCGGCAGGCUGCGAAGCCGACUUCCGGAGACUGUCCCGCCUGAGCGGCGUGAGGGGAGGCGGUAGCGAUGAGGCAGAAGCACUACCUUGAGGCUGCGGCGCGGCAGCUAUACGAUAGCUGCCCGGGCCAGGCCCGCUAUCUCCUCUGGACCUACAGUUCGUCACACGAUGCUAACAUUACUUUUGAAGGAACAUGUCCAUACUGUUUCCAGUUGCUGGUUUUGGAUAACUCUCGGGUACGCCUCAAACCCAAGUCCAAACUGACUCCCAAAAUACAAAAACUUCUUAAUCGAGAAGCAAGAAAUUAUACACUUAGUUUUAAAGAAGCAAAACUUGUGAAAAGAUAUAAAGACUCCAAAAGUGUAUUGUUGACUACUUGUAAAACAUGCAACAGAACAGUUAAACAUCAUGGUAAAAGUAGAAGCUUUCUCUCAGCACUGAAGAGCAGUCCUACUACUCCUACGAGUAAGCUCAGCCUGAAGACACCAGAAAGAAAGACUCCCAGUUCUGCAAACCUAAAUCCUACGUGUGGUUCCAAAGGCAAGAGCCCAGCCUUGAUAUUCAGGACACCUACAUCUGGACAGUCAACACCCACUUGCUCCUCAAAGAAUGUGAGCAAAACAAAGAAACACUUCUCACGACUAAAAAUGUUGCUUAGUCAGAGUGAAUCCCAGAAGAAUUCAAAAGUGGACUUCAGAAAUUUCUUACUGUCUUUGUAAAGGAUGGGCUCUGAAAAUAAAUGUUUAAUGCAAUUUCUGAAACUAA